This is a messenger RNA of Leptonychotes weddellii (Weddell seal), 2771 nucleotides long. The record is from RefSeq and is a predicted model, not a curated record. Lineage: Eukaryota; Metazoa; Chordata; Mammalia; Carnivora; Phocidae.
UGGAAGACUGCGGCGUCCUUUUCCUUCCCUGAAACUCGCAGGUCACUCCCAUCCCCUCACCUCCACUCACUCUUUCCUCCGUGUCUCGCAGUGCGAGCUGCAGCUGUUCGGCUUGUGUGUGUGUCUGUCGCAGCAAGCUGGACUCAUGGCCUCGCCCCUGCGUUUCGACGGGCGGGUGGUCCUGGUCACCGGCGCGGGGGGAGGACUGGGCCGAGCCUAUGCCCUGGCUUUUGCAGAAAGAGGUGCAUCCGUUGUUGUGAAUGACUUAGGAGGGGACAUCAAGGGAUUGAGUAAAGGCUCCCUAGCAGCUGCUGAUAAGGUUGUUGAAGAAAUAAGAAGUAAAGGUGGAAAAGCCGUGGCCAACUAUGAUUCGGUGGAAGCAGGAGAGAAGGUUGUGAGGACAGCACUAGAAGCUUUUGGAAGAAUAGAUGUUGUGGUCAACAAUGCCGGAAUUCUGAGGGACAAUUCUUUUGGUAGGAUAAGUGACGAAGACUGGGAUAUAAUCCACAGAGUCCAUUUGCGAGGCUCAUUCCAAGUUACUCGGGCAGCUUGGGAUCAUAUGAAGAAACAGAAGUUUGGAAGGAUUGUUAUGACUGCAUCAGCUUCAGGAAUUUAUGGCAACUUUGGCCAGGCCAAUUAUAGUGCUGCAAAGCUGGGUCUUCUGGGCCUUUCAAAUACCCUUGCAAUUGAAGGCCAGAAAAGCAACAUUCACUGUAACACCAUUGCCCCUGCUGCUGGAUCACGGAUGACCCAAAGCAUUAUGCCUGAAGAUCUCGUGGAAGCUCUGAAGCCAGAUUACGUGGCCCCCCUGGUCCUUUGGCUUUGCCAUGAGAGCUGUGAGGAAAAUGGUAGCUUGUUUGAGGUUGGAGGAGGAUGGAUUGGAAAACUACGCUGGGAGCGGGCCCUUGGAGCCAUUGUGAGACAGAAGAAUCAGCCAAUGACUCCUGAGGCCGUGAAGGCCAACUGGAAGAAGAUCUGUGACUUUGAUAAUGCCAGCAAGCCUCAGAGAAUUCAAGAAUCAAUUGGCAGUAUAAUUGAAGUUCUAAAUAAAAUAGAUUCAGAGAGAGGAGUUUCGACAAAUCCUACGAGUCAUGCAGCAUCAACAGCUACAUCGGAAUUUGCUGGAGCCAUUGGCCAUAAGCUUCCUCCCUUUUCUUCUGCUUACACGGAACUGGAAGCUAUUAUGUAUGCCCUUGGUGUGGGGGCAUCAAUCAAGGAACCGAAAGAUAUGAAAUUUAUAUAUGAAGGAAGCACCGAUUUCUCCUGUUUGCCUACCUUUGGAGUUAUUAUAGCUCAGAAACCUAUAGUAGGUGGAGAAUUAUCAGGGAUUCCUGGGUUUUCAGUCAACUUGGAAAAGGUUCUCCACGGGGAGCAAUACUUGGAGUUAUAUAAACCGCUUCCCAGAGCAGGAAACUUAAAAUGUGAAGCAGUCAUUGCUGAUGUCCUAGAUAAAGGAUCCGGUCUAGUAAUUCUUGUGGAUGUCUAUUCUUACUUUGAGGAGGAACUUGUAUGUUAUAAUCAGUUCUCUAUUUUCGUUGUUGGCUCUGGAGGCAUUGGUGGAAAACGGACGUCAGACAAAGUCAAGGUAGCUUUAGCCGUGCCUAAUAGACCUCCCGAUGCUGUACUUAGAGAUACCACCUCACUUAAUCAGCGUCAUAGUGAAAUUAAUUUUAUUAAGGCCCUAAAAGGACAGAAAAGGCUUGGAGCUCCAGAUCAAGUGGAAGAAAUGCGAUCUAUGGUCAAGGAGAUGAAAGGACACUUGGAUACUCAGGAUGUCAAUGUCGGAAUAACUAGGGCACCUCUUCCAAGCAGUGAACGAUUAAACGCGGGCUUUGAAUCGAGAAAGCACCACAUGAACUUGGAAACUAAAAAUGUUCACAUUUCAGUUGGUUUAUUUUACUCUCCUAUUGUGAAGAAAAAAAACAAACACAUUGCUCUCUUCCUACUUUUGACAGCUGUUGACCUAAAAAGUGGUUCUGGAAAAGUGUAUCAAGGUCCUGCAAAAGGCUCUGCUGACGCAACCUUCACACUUUCAGAUGAAGAUUUCAUGGACGUGGUCCUGGGCAAGCUCGACCCUCAGAAGGCAUUCUUUAAUGGCAGACUGAAGGCCAGAGGGAACAUCAUGCUGAGCCAGAAGCUUCAGAUGAUUCUUAAAGACUAUGCCAAGCUCUGAAGGACACACUACAUUAUGAAUAAGAAUAGAAAAAUUAAAUACUCUCUUCACCCAGAUAUGCAAAACUGAUUAAGCAAAAGUGAUCAAAACUAAGACACAGGGAAGCUGCUUACCAUUUUCAGGUUUUAGAUAACUUCUGAGAUUUUAAUUUUUUACUAAUUUUUCACAUUAUCAUUCUUUUUACAAGAACCUGUAAGCCAGCACAUAAUAUCUUUCUGUUCUUAGAGCUCUAUCUUCAUAAUAAAAAAUUUUCACCCAAGUCUUUAGAAUUGUGAUACCAUUUAUAAGUGGAAAGGAAAAUUAGAUGAGGAAAGGCCACUUUGAAGUCUUUUACACUUUGUUUUGUUAUUUUCUGGUCUCUAACUUACUGAUACCCCAGUUUUAACAUGAAUUGUCACACGUAUUCACUUGUUUUUCAUACUUUGCUGUAACAGUGUCCUGCUUUAAGGGAGGGGAAGGGUCUUUAUGUUCCCAAAUAGUUUUCUUUCUUCUCCCCUCUGUUUUGCUGGAAAUCCUUUAUUUUCAUAUAAUGCCUGUAAAUACCAAACAGUUUUCUUGCUUAAUAAGUAAUUGCGAAUCAUAAAGAUGUGACUAGCAA